AUGUCCGAAACUCUGGUCGAGAAUUUGGAUAUGGAACCAGCAGCCAUCAUGAGUAUUCUCACCGAGUAUACUGACCAGCUGAAUGGCUUCAAAGGUUUAAUCAUUUUAACGUUGAGUAUUCUCAUAUCUAUGUCAUAUCUCACAGCAGCAUUGAAGCCUGGACUGAGAUCGAUCCCGGGGCCUAUCAUGGCUCGCUUAACAUAUCUCUACCGCCCUUUCAGGAUUGCCAAAGGAGAUGCUCCAAACUUCUAUAUGAGCCUACAUGAGAAAUAUGGACCUAUAGUUCGAACAAGUCCUAACACAGUCGACAUCUCUGACCCCGCGGCGCUUCCGAUUAUUUACGGAAUCAGCAGCAAGUUUGUCAAGUCAACAUUCUACAAUGCUUUCAGUCCUGUUUUUGAAGGAGAAACAAUGCCUAGCAUGUUCACUAUAAGAGAUCCAGUUGCCCACCAAGCAUUGCGCCGACCUGUCGCGCAGAAAUUUUCAAUGUCGUCAAUUAAGUCUUUGGAACCAUUUGCAGAUGAAUGCACGAGUAUAUUUCUUGAUGCAAUGAAAGAUUUUCAAGGUCAGAAGGUAGACCUGGGUGUGUGGCUACAAUGGUAUGCUUUUGAUGUGAUCGGAGCUAUCACUUUCCAACGCCGAUUCGGUUUUAUGGAGAAGCGAGAAGAUGUGAUGGGUAUGAUCGGCGGUCUUGAGCUUGGAUUAAAAUAUGCAGGAAUAGUUGGACAAGUUCCGGCGCUACAUCCAUGGCUAAUGGGGAACAGCUGGGUCGCAAAGCUUUUGACAGCCCAGCCGUUUGUUGAGAUCGCCGAUCCGCUUCGAACUAUGGUGAAUGUGAGUCACCCACCCUGCUUCUCUUUGAUAUAUUCCGGCGUCAUUCUCAUGGAAAUACAGAUUACCCAAGAAUGCAUCGAUGAUUAUGAUAAAACCCGCGAUAAAUCUCAUGGCCAUCGGCCCGACUUUCUAGCAUGGCUCCGGAGUGAAGAGUCGAAAGGGAAACAGUUAUCCAAUCGCGACAUGAUAAAUCAUUUGAGCAAUAAUCUGCUUGCUGGAAGUGACACAACUGCCAUUUCCUUGCGUGCUAUUCUCUACUUUUUAGUCCGCAAUAAGUCCGCGUACAAAAGGGCUCAGCAGGAAGUGGACAUGGCAGAUGGUCACGGGAAACUUUCUCCCAUGAUCACAUAUGGAGAAUGUUUAGAACUACCUUACCUACAAGCGGUUAUGAAAGAAGCGAUGCGAUGCCAUCCUGGGGUUUCCUUCCCCCUUGAAAGAGUUGUCCCCGAAGAAGGUAUAGAUUUAUGCGGGGUUCAUCUGAAGGCAGGUACUAUAGUCGGGAUGAAUGCAGCUGUCAUCCAUAGAGAUAGGACAGUCUUUGGAGAUGAUGCCGAUGAAUUCCGACCCGAGAGAUGGAUCAAUUGCUCUGAGGAGCAGGUUAAAUUAAUGAACCGUCAUCUUAUGACAUUUGGUUAUGGGUCUCGAUCAUGCAUUGGCAAAAACAUCUCGAUUAUGGAGAUGGGUAAACUUAUUCCUCAACUACUGCGCCACUUCGAGAUUGAGUGGGCAUCUGAUGAGUCCGAGUGGCGGGUCGAGACCUUUUGGUUUGCUAAGCAGAAUGGGCUGAUAUGCCGCUUCAGACCUCGAGGUGUCAGCCCAUCAUCAAGCUGA
Molecule: messenger RNA, 1665 nt
Organism: Penicillium cosmopolitanum
Lineage: Eukaryota; Fungi; Ascomycota; Eurotiomycetes; Eurotiales; Aspergillaceae
Product: cytochrome P450
Exons: 5
Coding region: 1-1665 (554 amino acids)
Molecular function (GO): oxidoreductase activity, acting on paired donors, with incorporation or reduction of molecular oxygen; monooxygenase activity; iron ion binding
Source: RefSeq, a predicted model, not a curated record